Messenger RNA from Drosophila miranda, 3695 nucleotides. Its product is annotated as cohesin subunit SA-1. Gene Ontology annotation, biological process: sister chromatid cohesion. The record is from RefSeq and is a predicted model, not a curated record. Gene Ontology annotation, molecular function: chromatin binding. Bases 662 to 3505 code for a protein of 947 amino acids. The transcript is spliced from 7 exons. NCBI's taxonomy places the organism in Eukaryota, Metazoa, Arthropoda, Insecta, Diptera, Drosophilidae. Gene Ontology annotation, cellular component: chromatin; nucleus; cohesin complex.
UUUGACACCAAAUAUGAUGGUUUCUAUUUUUGGGAACAGCUUGGGAACAGGGCCAUGAAUUCUUACAUUUCAACAGCUCAAAAUCAAACCAAUAAUGUCAAUUAUCAUCGCCUUACAAAUAUUUCAAAGAGCUCUUAGAUUCGAGUAAAUGUCACUUUUUUGCCACGAAACAAAUGUUCAGAUGGGUUUCUUAGAGGGCUGUGAAUCAGAUAUACAAUUAUUUGGCUUCCAUUUGACUUUUAAUCCAUUGGGUAUUGGUUAUCUAUCAUUUAAAUGCCACUGUACUUCGGAGGACAGUAUUGUUUCUUAAAUUUGUUCAUGACUUGCCUGUAGGAACACCUUUUGGGAAGCUUUUUAGCCUGCGAUGCAAGGGAAUGAAAGAAUCAAGGGAAUGAAAAGCCAUUAAAAUACUGUGAAAUACUCGAAAUACUUAAAUUUACUUUAAGAAGCCUCCCUGUGGCACUGCACUGGCUCCCACUUUCCGUUCCACCAGUUCCGUGGCUCUGUGCUUCUGUGGCAACGCAUUUUCUUGAAUAUCUGGCAACGCUGCGUUCCGGUUUGUUGCAGCUUUUGACGGCCACUCGGCGAGUUCUUUGCUUUUUUAGUGCGAGUUUUAUUUAUGCGUUGAUUUUAAACACUUUUAAUUGUAUUUAUCACAGAAAUGAAUGCAGAAGGCAAUGCGGAAGAUCCGGAUGCUAUUGAAUAUCUGGAUUCCAAUGAAGACGCCACGGACGACGACAUAGACGAGGAGAUCAUCAUCUUAGAUGAGCCACAAGAGGAGGAUCACGGGGACAAGCAGGACGAGGGAGGAGCUCCUUGGAAAAGUGGCAAAGGGUUGUUGCGUCUUCUGAUGCAAAAACGAAACAAUCAAGAGACGACUGCGGCCGAAUGGCUGGAACUGUACGACAAGUGCCCCUCGUUCGCGCUGGUGCGCCUGAUGCAACUCGUGGUGGACGCCAGUGGCAACAUGUACCAGAUACCCCCCGAAACCAAGGCCCCCUUCCAGUACUGGGACAUACUGCUGAAGGCCAGGCAGGGGUUUACACGCACCAGCCGAGGUUACUCCUCGUAUUGGAAGGACGGCAGCAGCACCCCCGCCAGGCUGUCCUCCUUCUUGCUGUGUCUGGUGAAGGCUCUCGAUGCCAAAGGCCAUGCUGGUCAUGUUCUGAAAGAGUUCUCAUCGUUUGUUCUAGUGUUUUCCGAGUCGGAGGUGCGUUCCUUUCGCCACGCGGGCACACUGGUUGGUCUCAAAGUGAUGACUGGCAUGCUGGCUGCGGACGCGGUGAGGGCCACGGAUCUGGCGACUAUCUGGAAUAAAAUGUUGAGCCAACUGUUCGUGGAGCGUCGCCUGGACAUCGCGGACUCCAUACGUUGCCUGUGCUGCACGGAGCUCGCCCUGUGGAUGGCUAGGUAUCCGGCGGUGGCCUUCCAGCUGGCAUCCCCGCACAUGCACUUGCUGUUCGAGGCCCUGGCCGACACGUCGCCGAAGGUGCGCGAGUGCUGUGUGCUGGGCAUAGCGCAGGUGUACGGCACCGAGGACUCCCGUGUGAGGCUCUCCUGCCUGUCGCUGGUGGCGAAGUACAAGCUGUGUGUGCUGCUCGUCGCGGCCGCGGACAAGGAGUGGAUGGUGUGCGAGCUGGCCCUACGCCUGUUCGUGCCCCUGCUACACGACUCGCUCGAUCUGUGGAGCGAGGAGGAGAUGGCCACGAUCGAGGGCUUGAUGUUGAAUCAGAAUCGAUGCGUGGCCCAGGCAGCCGCCGCGAUCUUCACGCAGCGGCACCUCAGCAAGGAGGAGGACGAUAUCUCUCGGAUACGUCGCGUGGUGGCGUUCGCCGAGAGGUUUCCGGAGUACGAGCAUUGCGCCUACCUGGUGGAUGCCCUGAUCGAAAGAAGCAACGUGGUCCUGGCCUGGGCCCCCAUGGCGGAGAUGCUGCUGACGGGGGAGGAGCAGCAGAACGAAGACAGCAUAAUCAUUGAGCUACUGACGUGUGCCGUGUGGCAAUCGACAACCGGCGAGAUACCCCCCGGGCGCUAUACCAAAGAUCUGGUUAGGCAAGAGCCCAUCGCAGGGGCGAAGCAGACGGCCACACAAGUCCUGGCGCCCGUGAUGAACAGGCUCCUGCGAAAGUACGAAGGAAACGCGGCAAGUCUCUCGAAUCUGCUGAAACUGCCGCAGUACUUCGAUCACGAGGCAGAGGAGCACGCCGAGCACUUGCCGCUGCUGAUCAGACGGCUGCAGAGGAUACUUUUCCCCCAGCAGAACGGGGCGGUGAUGCGCGUGGCCGCCGAGACUCUAAAGAAGGUCUGCGUGCCCUCGAUCUGGCCGGAUAUACGGGCGAUCCUGGCCACGGCCGUGAAGAGCUAUCAGGUGGAGCUCCGCAGCUGGUAUGCGGCUGCGAGUCGCAGGACCACCAUUCGUUUAGUGGAAACCCUGCAACUGGUGGCCGCGUUAUGGCGGCGCUUUGACCUCACGAAGUGCGAACUGCUGGUCCCCGUUCUGCAAAACCUGGAACAGAGUCUCCUGACAGCGGACAACGACAACGCACUGCCGCGCGACACCAUCCCCUUAUACUUGGAGAUGUGCUACUAUGGCCUCAUUUGGCGGCUAGCUGAUAAGCAGAAAGAUGAUGCCGCCAACGAGGAUCUCAAUUCGAGUCUCACGUCGGUCAUUUGUGCGGCAUUCAAAAUUAUCAAGUUGAUGCCACAGAGAUCCUUCCCAUACGCCCUGACCACCAUCUGUGAUCUGUUGGUGCUGUUCGGCAAUAACAAGCGCUCCAGGAGCGCACUCUAUGUCUAUCAGCCAACGAUCCGGGAGUUUGAACUGCUCGAAGAUCACUUGACGAUGCAUCUGUUCGGUGCAGCGCCCGGGCAACUGCGCCCGAGGGAGGUCUUCAAGGAGCUGCAGAAGAAGCGGCUGGCCUUGGCGGGAUACUGCAAAAUACUGUCCUUCAAUGUAGGGCCCAUCAUGAGGUUCCGUUGCAUGCUGCAGCACUACGACAAGUACUACGACGCCUUCGGGGACUUGAUGCGCGCCACCAUGGAGAAGUCCCUGUACGUAAAUGCCACCAACUAUGGCAUGGCACUGAUGCACACGGUCUUGCUGGUCUUCGAAGGGGUGUUGAGGGCGAGUGGGGGGAGCGGAGUGCGUGCCGCCAGAGCCCCCGAGUUCGCGGAUCUGCUCAAACUGUCCAAACGCCUGGCGAACACCCUCAACACUGAUCGACUGAGGAGUCGCCAAGGAGUGCUCGCCCUGCACCGUGCUGGCAUCUUUUAUGCCGCGCAUAACAUGGUCGACAGACUGACGGGCCCGCCGACCGAGAAUUUGCUCUUCUUGAGAGUCCUGGAGGUGUUUGUGCCACAUCUACUCUCGCAGGAUAAACUGGCGAUAUUGCAGCAUCUGGAGAAGAACCUUCCCGCAGAGCUGUCAUCGAGCUCUCACAAGGGCUGGGGGCCCCUGAAAAAAUAUCGCACGGCCCUGCAACUGCGCCUCAAAUUAACCCAUUAACCCAUAUCACCCAUAUGUAACUCAUGCAGAUUGACAAGACUUGGCGGGGCGCUAAUCGUCUUUCGUUUCUCCCCUUUCGCUGGAGAGGAUUCCGAGUCCGUGGAGGAGGACUGACUAAGGUAGGAGCCAUCACGUUUUAUUUGAAAAUAAAAUUCCCCGAGGAAUUUGGCCAUUGGAAUGAAUGGCACUG